This is a messenger RNA of Chilo suppressalis (striped riceborer), 1735 nucleotides long. The record is from the annotation of a GenBank genome assembly. Lineage: Eukaryota; Metazoa; Arthropoda; Insecta; Lepidoptera; Crambidae.
GUCGUUUUGUUCAAUUUCGUACAUAAUUCUUUCUAGAUUAAUGAAAAUGAUGAAAUAUAGUAAAAUACACUGUUAAAUGUUGUACUUUGCCUAAGUAAUAAGAACUGUACACAAACGACCGUAGUGUGUAAACGAUUUCCUAUACAAAAUGAGUUUGGAAUCUAUAAGAUACAAAAGAGGUAGCUUAGAAAUUUUGGAUCAGCUGCUACUACCUCUUCAAACGAGAUACGUUAAGGUACAAGGCGUCGAAGAUGGGUGGAAAGUUAUUAACAAAAUGCAGGUAAGAGGUGCCCCUGCUAUAGCCAUAGUAGGGUGCUUAUCAUUGGCUGUGGAAUUACUCAAGGAAGAAGUAGAAGAUAAGAAGGUCAUGAGGCAAGAGAUUGAAGGCAAACUAAAUUAUUUAGUAUCAGCAAGGCCAACAGCUGUAAACAUAAAAUUGGCAGCUGAUGAACUGAUAAAUUUAGCAAAUACUUUAAGUGCAGAUGAAAAUGUCUCUCCUAGUCAGUUCAAAGACAGAUUUAUUUCAAGCAUAGAAGGAAUGCUAAAUAAAGAUAUCGAGGAUAAUAGGGCAAUUGGAAAAUUUGGUUGUGAAGCAAUAUUAAAUACUUUAAAAGGAGAUGGCCUAGUUCGGGUGUUAACUCACUGUAAUACAGGAUCUCUAGCAACAGCUGGCUAUGGAACAGCUUUAGGUGUCAUUAGAUAUUUGCAUGAAUCAAAGAAACUUGAACAUGUGUAUUGCACUGAAACUCGUCCAUACAACCAGGGCGCACGUCUGACGGCCUACGAACUGGUGCACGAGAAGAUUCCUGGUACACUCAUCGUUGACAGCAUGGUGUCAGCACUCAUGAAUACAAGAAAUAUUACAGCAGUAGUUGUCGGUGCUGAUCGUGUUGCUGCCAACGGUGACACUGCUAACAAAAUAGGAACAUACCAAAUAGCCAUAGCGGCGAAGCACCACGGUGUUCCGUUCUACGUAGCAGCACCGCUCAGCUCCAUCGAUAUGUCACUCACAUCCGGCGAGAGAAUCAAGAUUGAGGAACGGCCUGAUAGAGAAAUGACUCAUAUCGGUGAACAUAGGAUAGCUGCACCAGGAAUAAACUGCUGGAAUCCAUCUUUUGAUGUCACCCCAGCAUGUCUUAUCACAGGCAUUAUUACCGAAAAGGGUGUUUUCCCCCCGAAUCAGCUAAAGGAGGUCAUUCCUUUGCAUGAAACAGCCAUACCAAAGUCAUAACCAUCAUUAUAAUAUAGCGUAACCUACGUAAGAGAUUCAAAAUCGCAAACUUGUUAUGUUUUUUUAUGAACGCAAUGUUAAAAACCAUCUAUAGUCUAUUCAACUUCCACUGAGACAAACGGUAAAUCAACCAUAAAUAGGUUUUCAAUAGGUCGAAUUUUAUACGCAUAUAUAAUCAUAAUUAAAACACAAGCGAGCCUUACAGUAGUCGCGUAUGAUGUGUAACAUUUGAAACCUCAUCUUAUAUUAGUAAAAAAAGAAAUAAAACCUACUACAAAAGGAAUAAGCCAUUUGAACUUUAUGUUCUAAAAUCAAAUCAAAUAGCGCGCGCUUUCGCGACUUCCUGUUACACACUUCCGUUCCAUUUCACGAAAUCACUCCCACAAAAUGCAGGAAAGCGAGAGGUAAGAUGUUACACGUCAAAAAUGUGACAUUAAAAAGACAUAAAACUGUAGCUAUUCCCAAACUUUGAACGCGUUAUGAUACUACUAAAUUGAAGAGAAU